AUGAAGGUCUUUACGCAUGUGAGCGAGGAGACCGAGAUGACGACGAAGCGACGUAAGCGGCAUACGCCGGAGCAGAUUGUUCGUAAGUUGCGAGACGCGGACGCGAUGCUCAAUGCUGGGAAGGACCAGGCUGCUGUAUUGCAGGCCCUGGAAGUGAGCGAAGCCACGUAUCUGCGUUGGCGAAACCAGUACGGUGGGAUGAAGGCCGAGGAGGCGAAGCGGCUGAAGCAACUGGAAGACGAGAACAGGCGGCUGAAGGAGUUAGUGGCCGAGAAAGAACUCGACAUCAAGAUGCUGAAGCAUAUCGCGGUGUUCGCAGUUUCCGAGCGAAGGGCGUGUCAGGUGACUGAUCAGCCACGCAGCUCUCAGCGUUACCAGCCGCAGUCUCGUGAUGACGAAGCGGCUUUGGUGAAGCGGAUGCGUGAACUGGCCGCCGCUCGACCGCGUUUCGGUUAUCGUCGGAUUGCCGUGCUAUUGCGUCGCGAAGACUGGGAGGCCAGCAACACGCGGGUGCUGCGGCUAUGGCGUCGCGAAGGGCUGAAAGUGCCACAGAAACGCCGUAAGAAACGCUACUUGGGCGACAGCAGCCAAGCCUGUCACAUUCAGCGAGCCGAACAUAAAGACCACGUGUGGUGUUGGGACUUUGUGUUCGAUCGCACGGAGGCCGGCAGCCCGUUGAAGUGGCUAUCGAUCGUCGACGAGUACACGCGGGAGUGUUUGGCUUUGAAAGUCGACCGCAGCAUCACCAGCGAAGAUGUGAUCGACUCGUUGGCCGAGCUGUUCGCGAUGCGGGGCGUGCCCGGUGCGAUUCGCUCGGACAACGGCCCGGAGUUUGUAGCUGGUGCAAUCCGGCGAUGGCUAAAGCAAGUCGAUGUCGAAACGCACUACGUCGCGCCGGGCAGUCCAUGGGAGAAUGGUUACGCGGAGAGCUUUCACAGUCGGCUUCGCGAUGAGUUCUUGGAGAUGGAAAUGUUCGAGAGUUUGGCCGCGGCACGGAAGCUGACCACGGCCUGGAGAAAGGAUUACAACGACGUGAGGCCGCACAGUUCGCUGGGGUAUGCCACCCCGUCCGAAUUCGCGACCCGCUGUGCUGCUUCCGUUCCGAAGUCGAUUUCGGCUACGCCUCAAUCAACUUCUCCACUCCAGCAGCACAGCGAAAUACCCCAACCCACACCUUCAUAG
Messenger RNA from Cladocopium goreaui, 1182 nucleotides. NCBI's taxonomy places the organism in Eukaryota, Dinophyceae, Suessiales, Symbiodiniaceae. The record is from the annotation of a GenBank genome assembly.